CUGUGUUUGACUAUCUAUCUCGGAGCACAGUAAUCAAUACAGCCAAGGACUGAAGACAUUAGAGUGGGAAAAACCCUCUGUGCUCAAUGGCCCUGGACAAAAUGGAAAAAUUGAGUCUGGAACAGACAGUGUCCCGAUCUGCAUUAGUUGAAUUGGAAGGUGUUGUCCUUAUAGAACCAGUACACAGAACGUUUGACCAAGUGCAGAAGUUCAAAGCCAGACCUGAUGAUCUGCUCAUUGCAACCUAUGCAAAAGCAGGUACCACAUGGACACAGGAGAUAGUUGAUAUGAUUCAACAAAAUGGAGAUGUUGAGAAGUGUAGACGCGACACUACUUGCAAACGCCAGCCUUUCCUUGAGUGGUCUUUCCAAAAUCCUCCAUCUGCAAGAUACUCAGGUCUGGAGUUAGCUGAAGCUAUGCCUUCUCCACGAACAAUAAAAACGCAUCUCCCCGUGCAGCUGGUGCCUCCUUCCUUCUGGGAACAAAACUGUAAGGUCAUCUAUGUCGCAAGAAAUGCAAAAGACAACCUGGUAUCAUACUACCAUUUCCACAGAAUGAAUAAAGGAAUGCCUGAACCAGGAACUUGGGAUGAGUUUGUGGAGAAAUUCAUGAAUGGAAAAGUGCUCUGGGGUUCCUGGUAUGAUCAUGUAAAAGGAUGGUGGAAGGCAAAAGACAAACACCGUAUUCUCUACCUCUUCUAUGAAGAUAUGAAGGAGAAUCCCAAACAAGAAAUUCAGAAAAUUGUGAAGUUCCUGGAGAAGGACAUAAAUGAGGAAGUUCUCAACAAGAUAGUCUACAACACUUCAUUUGAAAUAAUGAAAGAAAAUCCCAUGGCAAACUACACUAAGGAUUUUGAGGGAAUAAUGGAUCACUCUAUUUCACCAUUCAUGAGAAAAGGAGCUGUGGGGGACUGGAAGAAUUAUUUCACUGUUGCACAAAAUGAGAAAUUUGAUGAAGAUUACAAGAAGAAAAUGGCUGAUACCUCUCUUGUUUUUCGCAUGGAAUUGUGAUUAUUAGAAGUGGGAAUUAUUCUCUGUGAUCUUCAGCUUCACUUUAUAAACUUUGCUGUUCCUUCACAAAAUGCCUACACCCCUGAGAUUCCAGUAUCCCCAUCUUUCAAACACCACUGUUUUUUCAUUAUCAUGAGAGUGCCCAAUUUAUCUGGAAACUUGGAGUCAUCUCCCUGAGGAAAAUAUUCCCACUGGAUACUUCUCAUUCAUCCCUCCGACAGUAAUUUUCAGCAUUAACAAAAAUAUUUCAGACAUUCUUUGAAUUUAUGUCUUUGUAAAACUGCAGUUGAUGCUGUCAGCAUCUUCAAAUCAACUUCCAACAGAAAGGAAGAGUGCAACAGCUGUGGGCAUUACAAGAUGUAUGAACAUAUAGUACAUAUGCAUCAUAUACAUUGCAUGAACAUUAAUCAAUAAUAAUAAAGA
This is a messenger RNA of Calypte anna (Anna's hummingbird), 1433 nucleotides long. RefSeq names its product sulfotransferase family 1C member 4 (gene SULT1C4). The transcript has 8 exons. Gene Ontology annotation, biological process: sulfation. Lineage: Eukaryota; Metazoa; Chordata; Aves; Apodiformes; Trochilidae. The record is from RefSeq and is a predicted model, not a curated record. Gene Ontology annotation, molecular function: sulfotransferase activity. Bases 87 to 1010 code for a protein of 307 amino acids. Gene Ontology annotation, cellular component: cytoplasm.